This is a messenger RNA of Aspergillus welwitschiae, 1401 nucleotides long. RefSeq names its product Cdk5/Pho85 family cyclin-dependent kinase. The transcript has 3 exons. Gene Ontology annotation, biological process: protein phosphorylation. NCBI's taxonomy places the organism in Eukaryota, Fungi, Ascomycota, Eurotiomycetes, Eurotiales, Aspergillaceae. Gene Ontology annotation, cellular component: nucleus; cytoplasm. Bases 117 to 1001 code for a protein of 294 amino acids. The record is from RefSeq and is a predicted model, not a curated record. Gene Ontology annotation, molecular function: cyclin-dependent protein serine/threonine kinase activity; ATP binding.
GUUUUUUACAAUUAACCAAACAUAUGGCACAUCUUUUAGCUUGAUUGCUCUCUUAGCCGUUCACGAGCUUUAAAACCCACGACUUUCCCUUUACCAACCUUGCCACCCCUCAGAGCAUGUUUUCAUUCCCUCACCAGGGUUCCUUCAAGAAAUUGGAGAAGUUGGGCCAGGGAACGUAUGCAACGGUUUACAAAGGACGCAAUCGCGAGACGAAUGAAUUAGUGGCCUUGAAAGAAAUCAACCUCGAUGCUGAGGAAGGCGCACCCUCAACGGCUAUCCGGGAAGUCUCAUUGCUGAGACGUCUUACACAUGAGAAUAUCCUGACCUUGCACGAUGUAAUAAAUGUUGAAGACAAAUUGGUGCUGGUGUUUGAAUACAUGGAUAAGGACCUCAAGCGCUACAUUGACACUCAUGGGGGCCCCCUCGAUGCCGCCACGGCCAAGUCCUUCGUCUACCAAUUGCUGCGCGGUGUUUCGUUCUGUCACGAGAACGGCAUCCUACAUCGAGACCUGAAGCCCGAGAACCUACUACUCAAUCAGGAUGGACGACUAAAACUUGCUGAUUUUGGACUUGGCCGUGCGUUCGGUAUCCCCAUCAGCAAAUUUUCGAGUGACGUGGUCACUCUUUGGUACCGUCCUCCAGAUGUGCUGCUUGGAAGUCGCACGUACACGACCAGCAUAGACAUCUGGUCCGUCGGAUGUAUCAUGGCGGAAAUAUAUACAGGUUCUGCAUUAUUUGCUGGAACAACAAAUGCGGAUCAACUGUUGAAGAUCUUCAAUAUUAUGGGCACACCAACCGAGCUCACCUGGCCAGGCGUCAGUCAGUUGCCCGAAUACAGAAACGAUUUCCCGCCUUGCUCCCCACAAAGUCUGCAACAACUUAUACCGUCAUUAGACCCUGUAGGGAUUGACCUCCUGGGACGGAUGUUGCAAUUAUGCCCAGAAGCACGCAUCAGCGCCACUGAUGCUUUGAAUCACCCCUGGUUCCAGGGUUUUACUUAGAAGGUUGCGUCGAAAAAUGCCUUCUAUUAUAGAUACUGUCUCUUCAGUCGAUUCUUCAGUCAUACAUCCAGGCGCUUCCUACACCUCUAAUCAACUACAAUCUUUCUAUUGCGUUGUUUCGUGUAUUACGACUUCAAGAUUUUCCAGGCCAGGAUGCCGUUUAAGUUGAUUCCAAGAAUUGCAGAAGAAUCCUGCGGGUGAUUGCAAAGCAACAGUUGGGUCCCCCCACCUCCCCCUACACAGAAGCCGGAUGACUUGGCAAUUCCCGUCCGGAUCCACACUGAUUAUCGGCCUCUAUAUCGGGUCGGAGUUCAAUCUCGUGAAGCCGAUCACGUUAUGUCUUCAGGAACAUUGCAGCACAUUUCAUCAAUGACUCUGAUAGAUUACAUGUAUCAUACUU